Messenger RNA from Papilio machaon (common yellow swallowtail), 1657 nucleotides. Its product is annotated as facilitated trehalose transporter Tret1. Bases 120 to 1592 code for a protein of 490 amino acids. Gene Ontology annotation, cellular component: membrane. Gene Ontology annotation, molecular function: transmembrane transporter activity. The record is from RefSeq and is a predicted model, not a curated record. Lineage: Eukaryota; Metazoa; Arthropoda; Insecta; Lepidoptera; Papilionidae. The transcript has 9 exons. Gene Ontology annotation, biological process: transmembrane transport.
UCAAAUGAUUCAGUGCGCGAAAGAUUCCCAGCGAGGAUCGACUAGUUUAAGAAUUUUUUUUAAUUAGGAAUAUGGUAUUUUAAAGUGUUUGAUCUAUUUAAACUAGUGAAGCGAGUGAAAUGAAGAAAUUCAAUAUAUUGCCUGAAGGCAGUAAAUUUAAUCAAAUAUUAUGUGCUGUUUUAAUAAAUUUCCCUGUUUUUGUGUACGGAGCGAGCAUCGGCUGGAUGUCACCUAUGACGCUGCUCCUGCAGUCUAAAGAUUCACCCAAAGACGUGCCUCUAACUGAAUCAGAAGUAUCAUGGAUGGCCGCAGCGGCGUAUUUAGUUUGUAUUCCGGCAGAUGUGCUGCUCGCAUACGCCGGUGAUAAAUUGGGAAGAAAAUUAUUAAUACUCUUUAUAUCAGGAGUCAGCGCUGCAAGUUGGAUUCUAUUGCUGGUGUCUAUAGAAACAUGGGCUCUGGUUCUAUCAAGAGCGUUGGUUGGCAUUACGAUGGCUGGAUCAUACGUAACUUGCCCCAUUUAUACGAAGGAGAUUAGUGAGAACCACAUACGAGGCACAUUAGGUUGCUUAGUAAUAUUAUUCCACACAACGGGCAACCUGUUUCUUUACGUAAUCGGAGAUAUACUGAGCUACCGGACCAUCCUCUGGGUCUGUCUCGCGCUACCGGCUUUUCACAUCGUCCUCUUCAUGGUGAUGCCGGAAUCACCAUCUUAUUUGGUCAAGAAAGGUAACGAUGAGGAAGCAGCUAGCGUUCUCGCCUGGUUGCGCUGCAGAAGAGUCGACGACGCCAAAAUACAAGAAGAAUUAGAUGUAAUCAAGAUAGAACAGAAGAACGAUGAAGAAAGCAGCAAGUUUUUACUAAAAGCUAUAUUUAAAGACAAGAUAUUGUUCCGCGCCUUCCGCAUAGCUUUGGUAGCGACCUUAGCAAGGGAAGUGUGUGGUGCCAUCCCAGUGUUGAACUUUGCUGGAGAGAUAUUUACGUGGGCGUCGGAGGGGAAGGCGUUGAUACUCACGCCGAACCAACAGGCCAUGUUGCUGGGGCUAGUCCAAGUGCUGGGCUCCGCGCUGGCUUCUAGUAUUGUUGAUAGAAUCGGAAGAAGGACACUUCUAACAUCGACAGCUUUGAUAUCAGGCUUGAGUAUGUGCUCUUUGGCUUCGUGGUUCGUGGCCAAACACUACGGCGCCUACACGCCAGCCUGGCUGCCUAUCGUCACACUGUGUCUGUGCAUCUUCUGCGACUCCGCCGGUCUGCAGCCGGUCUCCGUGGUUCUCACGGGAGAAAUAUUUUCAUUUAAGUACCGAGCAUCAGUAAUGGGCCUGACGAUGGGUCUAGCGUCUUUUGCGGACUUUAUUCAGAUGUUAUUCUUCAAGCCACUCGCUAAUUCCAUCGGUAUUCACGUCGCCUUUUACUUCUUCGGCGGGAUCUGCCUCGUGACAGCGUUGUACGUGACUCUCGCUGUACCGGAGACUAAGAACAGAUCGCUCACUGAGAUUUACGAAGAUCUCAGACCAAAGUCGGAUAAAGAUUCGAAUGAAAAUAAAUAUGAUGACGACAUACAUGUAGGUAGUUUUAAAAGUAUUAAUGUUACGUGAAGCGCCAAAAGUGAUUUUUAGUUAUUUAAUUUUGUACAUAUAUUACAAUGGUUUAGGUAUAUCUG